Molecule: messenger RNA, 1047 nt
Organism: Labeo rohita (rohu)
Lineage: Eukaryota; Metazoa; Chordata; Actinopteri; Cypriniformes; Cyprinidae
Product: slit homolog 2 protein
Exons: 2
Coding region: 1-1047 (348 amino acids)
Cellular component (GO): plasma membrane
Molecular function (GO): protein binding
Source: RefSeq, a predicted model, not a curated record
AUGUUGCCGUCCAUCGCGUUAUUUUUACUCCUUUUAUCUCCAUCGAGGAGCUCGAGGCUGUGUAGUCACCUCUGCCGGUGCUAUGAACACUCAGACCUGGUGGACUGCCAUUCCAGAGGUUUUGAGGACGUCCCACAUGGACUUCCCCAUGGCACCUGGCUCCUAGAUCUAGGAGGAAACAAGCUCAAGGUGAUCCGGAGCCGAGCUUUUGCUGGCCUUUGGUCUUUGCGUAUUCUAGUGCUGUCAGACAGCAGCAUCCAGGCUGUUCAAACACAGGCUUUCUUCUCUCUGUCCUUUCUGGAGAAGCUAGACAUGAGCCGUAAUAACCUCACUCAGAUCCCUCCUAACUUCUCUGAGAGCCUGUCUUCCCUGCGUGAGUUACGUCUGGACCACAAUGCACUGUUGCUCUUGAAACCUCCAGGCCUUGAGCAUCUGGAAAACCUUGAGAAGCUAGACCUCAGCCACAAUCGCAUCCAAUCUCUUGAACCAGGGGUGUUCCGUGGCCUGUCCCGCCUGCGCCACCUUUUCCUCCAAGGAAACCACCUGGGUGUUGUGCAAGACGGAUCCCUCACCAUGCUGCCUGCCCUGGAAGUUCUUCUCCUGGGGAACAACAACAUCUCUCGGAUUGAGGUAAAUGCACUUGCACCUUUGCACAGUCUGUCUCUGUUGGGUUUGGAGGGGAAUCAUCUGGAACAUCUAAACUUCAAGACGUUCCUCAGCUUACACACGGCUGCUACGCACCUGCAGUUGGCUGGGAACCCGUGGAACUGUGACUGCGACCUGCACCGUGUCUUCAGCAAGCUGCUCAGCGUGCGGCACCUCCUCGUGGACGACUAUCGCAAUGUAACUUGUCGGGAGCCUUGGCAGCUCGCCGGAGCCUCUUUGGCUUGGGUGGACAGCCAGUUGUGUGUGGCUGAGACCGUUACUGUGUUAGUCAUCACUGCUACUGUGAUUGUGACUGUUUUUGGUGCCUUGAUCAUGGCCGAGAGAAAACGCAAGAAACGAAAAUACUGGGAACAGAAUGAGGAGGAACCGCAAGAGCAGUAA